Messenger RNA from Eufriesea mexicana, 1565 nucleotides. RefSeq names its product Adenosine kinase 2 (gene Adk2). Gene Ontology annotation, cellular component: nucleus; cytosol. The transcript is spliced from 6 exons. The coding region runs from base 482 to 1519 and encodes 345 amino acids. Lineage: Eukaryota; Metazoa; Arthropoda; Insecta; Hymenoptera; Apidae. Gene Ontology annotation, biological process: purine ribonucleoside salvage; purine nucleobase metabolic process. Gene Ontology annotation, molecular function: adenosine kinase activity. The record is from RefSeq and is a predicted model, not a curated record.
AUUAAAUACUAUUUUAUAUUGUAGAAAUAAAUAUCUUACAAGUUACAAUUUAUUUGAUAACUGUACAGUAUCAUCGUAUUUGUAUACAGCAUAUCUCAAAAAGUUGGUGCCAAACUGUAGAGGUAUAUACUACUCGUUAAAAUAAGUAAAAAUGCCUUGAUAGAUAGCAUUAGUCCGAACAGCAUUGGUGUCGUUGUUAUAAGAUACUUUGUAUAACGUACGAAGCUACUCUGUGUAUCUGUUUAUAACUUAUGAAGAAGGUCGUGUUAGAUCAAGUAAAUACAGUAUGCAUUGAUAUUGCAUAAAAUCUUUGAAUGUGUGCGCGCAUCUAUGACAAAAUGUGUUGAAGCAUGUAUUUAAAUAAAGGAAGGUCAUAUGGAACAUUUACUGCAGUAGAUUGGUGUACAGAGAGAUUCAUGGCGUAUCGUCACUGUUCACGCGUGGUGAAUUAUUACGUGGAGUAUACAAAAAAUCACAACAAAUGGCUUUGGACUUAAGGGAAGGUCUCCUACUAGGUUUGGGUAAUCCUCUUCUUGACAUUUCAGCAACUGUAGAUAGUGAUUUUUUAAACAAAUAUGAUUUAAUCUCAAACAAUGCAAUUCUUGCUCAAGAAAAACACAAGCCCAUGUAUGAUGAAUUAAUCGAACACUAUAAAGCAGAUUUUAUCGCAGGUGGUUCUGUACAAAAUACGAUGCGAGUAGCACAAUGGUUCCUGAAAAAACCAAGAGUUGCAACUUAUAUGGGUUGUGUUGGAAUGGACAAGUAUUCAAAAAUUUUGGAAGAUAAAGCACGUGCAGAUGGCUUAAAUGUUCGAUAUCAAUAUACAAACCAAGAACCCACUGGUACCUGUGCAGUUCUUAUUACUGGAAAUGAACGUUCCUUAUGUGCUAAUUUGGCUGCAGCUACUUGUUUUUCACGUUCACAUAUUGAAGAACCUGAAAACAAAGAUCUUAUAGAAAUUGCAGAAUAUAUUUAUAUUUCUGGAUUUUUCUUAACUGUAAGUCCAGAAACAAUUCAGGCAAUUGCUCAACAUGCUUUUGAAAAGAAUAAAAUGUUUAUGAUGAAUCUUAGUGCACCUUUUUUAUGUGAACAUUACAAAAAACCAAUGUUGGCAGCUCUUCCAUAUGUAGAUAUUUUAUUUGGCAAUGAAACAGAAGCUGAAACAUUUGCAAAAGAAAAUGAUUUUCAAAUUACAAGUAGAAAAGAAAUUGUAUUAAAGUUAUCACAAAUAGAAAAAAUGAAUAGAAAAAGACAAAGAAUUGUUAUAAUAACACAAGGUUCUAAAAACAUAUUAGUAGCUAAAGAUAAUACCAUAAUUGAGUUUCCUGCUAUGAAACUCCCAGAAGAGAAAAUUGUUGAUACUAAUGGUGCAGGUGAUGCAUUCGUGGGAGGUUUUUUAGCUCAACUUGUACAAGGUAGAAGCAUAGAAGUUUGUAUAAAAUGUGGAAUUUGGGCUGCGGCUCAAAUCGUACAAAGAUCGGGAUGUACUUACGAAGGAAAACCUACUUUUAGUCCUUGAAGAUGCUUAAGUCAUUUAGUAAUUGUAAACUUUGUACUUAAUAAAU